Aspergillus saccharolyticus JOP 1030-1 is the source of this 1930-nucleotide messenger RNA. Its product is annotated as alpha-mannosyltransferase. The transcript has a single exon. Gene Ontology annotation, cellular component: Golgi apparatus. The coding region runs from base 307 to 1755 and encodes 482 amino acids. Lineage: Eukaryota; Fungi; Ascomycota; Eurotiomycetes; Eurotiales; Aspergillaceae. Gene Ontology annotation, molecular function: alpha-1,2-mannosyltransferase activity. Gene Ontology annotation, biological process: mannan biosynthetic process. The record is from RefSeq and is a predicted model, not a curated record.
CACGCUCCAUUUGAGACGGUCGCUUCCCACCAAUCGUUUGACCAGUCCACCAGGCAGGAAGAUGUGUGUGUGCCUUGGGCGAUUCUUAUAUGGACAAACUCCGGUCGCAAAAUCGCAUCCUCAAAACCGUUUGUUGUCUCAUCUUCCCCCCUCCCCCUCUUUGCGGCGAGGGCUAGCUGUAGUAGUUAUACGCCCUCCUCUUCGACCAACACGAUCCCUCGACUGUCUGUCGAGACGUCCAUCUCCCCUAAGACAACAAUGAUCGCUAUGACCUCGUACGCCCGUUAAAUGAUGCUGGCGUCUCGAAUGCAACUGCGGCGGCAGAAUACGUUGAUUGCAUUGGGCAUUGUGGCUCUUUGUGUCUGGUUUCUCACUUCCCUCACAUCGCGAAGCGGUGAAUUACCCCAGAGCCAUGAGCAAUUCUGGAAAGCCUUUCAUCCGCUUCUUGUGGAUUCAGCCCCGGAUUGCCAGUCUCCCAUCCGGCUGGGAAAUGCCGAAUCCUCCGGGUUCGACCCAGAGAGCACCGAGCCGCUGCCGGAUCUCUUGAGGAUGCCAGCCGACGAUGUUGCGAAGAUGCAACGAGCACACACGGCUUUCGUCAAUGCAAUCAAAAGAGAGCCUCCCACACUCAGUUACCAGCCGCGCACGCGUGGAUUGGUAUCAACAGCCGGCGGUCCGUAUCUUCCAGUCUUGGUCAUUUCACUGCGCAUGCUGCGCCGCACAGGCUCAGCCCUGCCAAUGGAGGUAUUCCUGGCCAAUUGGGAAGAGUAUGAUGGAUAUAUCUGUCAGGUUGUCCUUCCCUCAUUAAAUGCGCAGUGCGUGGUGCUGUCGGAGAUUUUGGAGGCGGUGCCAGACAGCACCAACAAGAUCGAGAAAUACCAAUAUAAGAUCUUCGCGAUGCUUUUCUCCUCGUUUGAGGAGAUUCUCUUCCUAGAUGCGGAUGCGUUUCCUCUGCAGUCACCAGAGGCGCUGUUCACAUCUGAACCGUUCAAGUCUAAAGGCUUGGUCACAUGGCCCGACUUCUGGCGUCCGACAACAUCCCCCUUGUAUUAUAUGAUCUCGUCACCGAAAGAUCGCGAAACCCAAUCGUCCAACCCGACCGGUCUCCGCCAGUCGACAGAAUCGGGAGAAGUGCUCGUCUCCAAGCGUACACAUCUUCGCACCCUUCUCCUGGCGACAUACUACAAUUUUCAUGGCCCCAGCCAUUAUUACCCGCUUCUUUCACAAGGCGCAGCCGGCGAAGGCGACAAGGAAACAUUUCUUGCCGCGGCUAGUGCACUCAACGAACCUUUUCAUCAAGUCAGCGAGCCCAUCCGGGCAGUCGGACGUCGAACUCCAGACGGUUUCGCCGGAUCGACCAUGGUCCAAUACAGCCCAAUGGAAGACUACGCCUUGACGAAACAGGGCAUUUGGAGGGUCAAGGGCGCAACCGCGCCCGCGCCAAGUCCGUUCUUUGUGCAUGUCAAUUAUCCCAAGUUUAACCCCGCUACAAUCUUCACGGAGAAUGGGGUGACCAACCCGGUGAUCGACGAGAAGGGACAGUACACGCUGGCGUGGACGGCACCCGAAGAAGUGGUGGCAUCGUUCGGUGACCAUAUUCAGCAGAAGUUCUGGGAGGACAUUCAUUGGACCGCCUGCGUACUCGAGGGGAAGAUCUUGAGCUGGAAGGAUCAGACCGGAAUCUGCCAGCAGACAAGGGACUAUUGGAAUAGGGUCUUUGGCAAGUCCGCCGGUUAUAUGUUUAAUCGCCUCUGAAAAGCCAAAAGAAGCUGGAUCUAGAUUUCACUGAGUGUUUACUGCGCUGGCUGCAGGGACUCCUGACAUUCAAAAGGUGGAAAUUGUGUUUCUUAGCGUCGUCUUGUUAUUAGAGAGUGAGUACUUGCCUUCAGCCCCUAGGGUCCACCAAUCCAUCCUGCGGUGGCAGAUUCGC